This is a messenger RNA of Protobothrops mucrosquamatus (brown spotted pit viper), 648 nucleotides long. RefSeq names its product homeobox protein prophet of Pit-1-like. Gene Ontology annotation, molecular function: DNA-binding transcription factor activity, RNA polymerase II-specific; DNA binding. Gene Ontology annotation, biological process: regulation of DNA-templated transcription; pituitary gland development. The transcript has 3 exons. NCBI's taxonomy places the organism in Eukaryota, Metazoa, Chordata, Lepidosauria, Squamata, Viperidae. The coding region runs from base 1 to 648 and encodes 215 amino acids. The record is from RefSeq and is a predicted model, not a curated record.
AUGUUGGCUUUUGCUUUUCUUAAGAGGUAUUUUGUUGUACCAAACAGUGCUAGUGAAAAUAUUGAUGCUUCCCUCUAUAAGAAAUUCCCUGGCCUGGCUGGAGGGUCCCUGCUUUCUCCAGCAGUCCCUGACUCCCUGAAUACAACUGCCAUUCCUACCCGCCGUCGACACCGCACAACCUUCAGCCAGAAUCAACUAGACCAUCUGGAGACAGCUUUUACAAAAAAUCAUUACCCUGAUAUUUAUUGCCGAGAAGAACUGGCCAGGGCUACCAAACUCAAUGAAGCUCGCAUCCAGGUAUGGUUCCAGAACCGGCGGGCAAAGCAGCGAAAGCAAGAACGGGCCCUACCAAAGCCAACCACGCCUGCUGUUCUCUCGAUCUGCCCCAUUCCUGUGCCUCCUCCUCGACAAUACCAAUAUUCCCCCACACUUGGACCACAUCCUCAUUUACCCCACUUCCCUUCCACCUACACUCUACCGCCCCCCUCUCCUACUUCUGCCCCCUUUCCUUGUUCUGUCCCCCAUCAUCCUCAAAGCCCUCGUAGUCAUGAAGACUGGUAUAAUUCACUGCGCGCUGUGGGCUCUACAGCUACCCCGUCCACUUCUGUGUUCUCUCUUAAUCUUGAUCCCGGUAUACACUGGGACUAG